Messenger RNA from Priceomyces carsonii, 411 nucleotides. RefSeq lists its product as uncharacterized. The record is from RefSeq and is a predicted model, not a curated record. The coding region runs from base 1 to 411 and encodes 136 amino acids. The transcript has a single exon. Gene Ontology annotation, molecular function: deaminase activity. Gene Ontology annotation, cellular component: cytosol; mitochondrion. Lineage: Eukaryota; Fungi; Ascomycota; Pichiomycetes; Serinales; Debaryomycetaceae.
AUGGACUAUAUAUUUACAGGAGACAAAGUCUGUGAUUCAUUUAGACUUGCAGGAUUAAGUAGUGCAGUGGUGUUGCCGAAAAAUGCAAAUUAUAUUUCUGUAACAGGACACGGUGGUAUUAAUCUUGAUAGUGGAACGCUAAUAACUAGUUCUGCAGAAGAGCAGAUAGAAGCUUCAUUUAUGGCGAUUGAAAAAGCUCUAUUGAAAGCUGGUGCUAAGAUUGGGUUAGCUUCAGUAUAUAAGUUUACAACGUUCAUUGUUGAUAUGAAAUAUGAGGCACCAAUGAUGAAAAUUUGGAAGAGAAUCCAGCCAAACCAUUUUCCAUCGUGGGUCUGUGUAGGAGUUGCUACGUUGUUUGAUAAAGAUGCCAUCAUUGAGAUUCAGGCAGAUGCUAUUUGUGAAGUCUUCUAG